GGCAAGGGGCCCAUACACCCCUAAAUCCAGCCUGUAAAUAAGAGCCAGAAGACAGGAAGACAGUCCACAGAACAGGGUGAGGUCAAACUGCGAGAAGAAGUGGAGUAUGUGUACCUCGCUGUUCACCUGGACAACAGACUGGAUCAGAGAUGCAACAGUAAAUAAGGCACUGUGCACAGAGCAAUUAUUUGUACAAUGGAAACAUUACUGAACAUCCUCGUCAUGAAACUAUACAACAAUAGUCUUCAGUCAGAGGCUUCUUCAGGGUUGCUGUAACGCACUGCUACAGGAGAUUCUUCCUGCCCAUAGGCAUCUACAACAGUUCAGAAGAUUCUUAGAUAAUAUGAGUUACAAGAACAUUUCAUUUCCUGUUGGAAUUAACAAAGCAUUUUGAUUUGAAUUAUGCCACCAAUAAAGCUAGCAGUAGACUGCAAAAUAACGUUUUCACCCAAAAUUAUAAUUGCCUAAGACAGAUCAACAAAAGCAAAAGUAAAAGUAAUCCAACAAAUGAGCAAACUCUAAAGCAAAACUUUCAUAUUUAGAAAAGCAACUAUAUUUGAAUACCAUUCACUUAUGCAGGUGAGCUUUGAUUAAAAGUUUUGAUUUUCGGUCAUAUCUUUAUUGUAUUUAAAUGACGUGGGUUUCAUUUUGUGCAUAUUUGUAAAAUUAAAAAAGGAAAAAAAAAGUAGUAUGAAAGCAGAGGGGACACCGAGGCCAGCUCCUUUCUACGGUUGGAUUUUUUUUGAAAGAACCGGUUGGAUACUCGCAGCUCUGCUCGCGACCAAUCGGAAGUGAGCUUUUUUCCCGCUGGUCGGCCCCGGAGUUUGAGUUUCCCGCAAGCUUUUUUAUUCGACUUGAAUGAAAUGAUUCGCUUUCCAGGAUGAAUAUGAGCAAUUUUUCCCUUUAACCACACAAGAGGACAUUCGACAGUUCGGUGAGCGUGGACGGGUCAGAUGGGAUGGACGGCAUCGGUAGCUCCCUGCCUGCAAUGCCUGAACCAUCCAAUCCGAUCAGCAUGAAGCAGCCGCCCGAGUCCCUGAGCACCCUGAAGGGCCGGGCGGACAUGGGCAGCGACCCGGCUCUGCUGAUGGACAAAGCCGCCGCGCAGCUCGCCGCCACGCUCCAGGACGGCGUCCUCCAGAAGAUGUCCGGCCACAACCACAGCCACGAGAGGCUGAAGGACCUCACCUCCCUGGUGCUGAACGGCGACCAGGACGCUCUGCCCAAGCUCUGCACCCCAGAGCCGCCCAUGCUGAAAGGCGACGAGGCGCCCGCCACCAACGAUGCCCACCAGCACAACCGCACGCCUCAUGCCGAGGCCGAGCUGAAGGCGACCGUACCGGAGGCGGCGGAGCAGCCCCCGCUGGAGCCUUCCUGUGCAGACGGGGCCGGCUUGGUCACAGCCACUGAGAGCGCUUCACCUGGUCCUGACUUGGGACAGGAAGCGAAGAAAAGGAGGGGGAGACCCAACAAACCCAAACUUAUUCUGAACCGCAGCUCUGUCAUCGCCAUGGAGACACCUGACCACACAGAGGUUAUUGGAGAAACAGAUGCGGCAAAUGAGCCCGUGGCCGUGUCCGAACAGCCGGAGCCAAUAACAGAAGAGGGUCCUGUACCUACGCGGUUCUGCGUGGGGGAUCUGGUUUGGACCAAAGUGUCGGGGUACCCAUGGUGGCCCUGCAUGGUGACCACAGACCCAGAACUCAACAGUCACUUCAAACAGAAACAGAAAGCCUUCAACAGCAGGUUAGGCCUCCUUUACCACAUCCAGUAUUUUGGUGACGCUCCAGAGAGAGGCUUCGUCUUUGAGAAGAACAUGGUGUCCUUCACUGGGGAGGAGCAGUAUGUGGAGCUCAGCCAGAGAAACAAACCACCAGCCUCCAGCGCUGCACAUAGAAAGAUGGCUCCCUCGGUUCCCCGUAACCUCCAGGCUCAGUGGAACAUGGGCGUCAUUCAGGCCAAAGAGGCUGUCGGCAUGGCACCGGACCAGCGCAUCGACAGCUUUGGGUUUACUUACGACAGGGACGGGCCCCAUCUGAACCCUCUCAUCUUGGAAAAGCUGAAUAUGGAUCCCACUGAUGAGACGCACAGAGCGACGGAACCCAGGCUGGGCCCGGACGUCCCCUCCCUGCCGAAUCCCGUAGCUUUUCCUUCAGAUGCACGAACUUCUGAGUCUCAGAAGAAAAAGCGACGGCCCAAAGUGGCUCAGCGUCCCGUCAAGCUAGCGAGGAAAAAGAAAGCGUCUUCAGUCAACGGUGUUGUUGUCCCCAAGAGGAGAAGGAAAGCUAAGCCGCUCACGACUACUGAUGACCCAGAGGACGCCUUACCUCAGAUUGCUCUUCUAGGAAGAGAGCAAAAGAAGAGGCGUAAAAGGCCGCUAGCAGACCCUGCAGCAGACAAGGAUCAGCAGCCCAGAAAGAGACGAAGAACUGGCAAGAAGGAAGAAAAGCAGGCCUCGGUUUCAGAGGAGACAAACAAAAAGUGGAGAAGAAAGAAGAAAACCGACAUUAAAGAUCUAAAAGAACCAAGAAAGCGAACAAAGAAGUCAAAAGAUGAGCAGAAUGUGGAGAAGCCGAAGCGGCGGAGGAAAAGAAGGCAGGAUGGAGAGAACCAGGCCGGCGCCUCCAAGACUCCAAAGAAGAGACGCUCCUCUCCCUGUCCUGACACUGAGGGUUCUGCAAGUGAAGAACGUCCCGAUUCUCCAAGCGACAGCCUAGACGGGACAAAGAAAGGCGAAAGGAAAAAAGAGUUUGUCUGUCAGGUGUGUGAAGUGGCCGGUGAGGACCUGGUGGCAUGUGAAGGCCAGUGCUGCGGCAUGUUCCACCUGCACUGUCUGGGUGGAACCCUGAAACCCGACGACAAGCUGCUAUGUCAAGAGUGCAGCAUGGGACUCCACUCGUGUUUCAUCUGCAAGCAGUCUGAGGCCGAGGUGCGGCGCUGCCACGUCCCCCACUGCGGCAAGUUUUACCACGAGGGCUGCGUCCGCCUCAACCCGCUCACCGUGUUCGACAACAAGGGCUUCCGCUGCCCGCUCCACACCUGCCUCAGCUGCCACUACGGCUGCCGCACCAAGCAGAAGGCUACCAAAGGACGGCUGAUGCGCUGCCUGCGAUGCCCCGUGGCGUACCACGUGGGCGACCUGUGCGUCGCCGCCGGGAGCGAGACGAUCACAAACACGGCCAUCAUUUGCACCAACCACUUUAACGCCAAGAAGGGCUACAGCCACCACAGCCACGUCAACGUCAGCUGGUGCUUCGUUUGCUCCAAAGGAGGACAGCUGCUGUGCUGCGAGUCGUGCCCUGCAGCGUUCCACCCCGACUGCCUCAACAUCGCCAUGCCUGACGGGAGCUGGUUCUGCAACGACUGCCGAGCCGGCAAGAAACCAAAGUACAGAGACAUCAUAUGGGUCAAGCUGGGGACGUACAGGUGGUGGCCAGCAGAGAUCCACCACCCCAAAAACGUCCCCACAAACAUCCAGCACCUCCGGCACGAGAUCGGAGAGUUCCCGGUCUUCUUCUUUGGCUCCAAGGAUUACUUCUGGACUCACCAGGGCCGAGUGUUUCCCUACAUGGAAGGAGACAGAGGCAGCAAGUACCAGAAGAACGGGAUAGGCAAAGUCUUUAAGAACGCUCUGUUGGAGGCCGAGGCUCGAUUUAAGGAGAUCAAGAUAAAACGGGAAGCCAAGGAAGCUCAGGAAAACAGCCGGAAGCCGCCUCCGUACAAAUUCAUCAAGGUCAACAAACCUUUCGGCAAGGUCCAGGUCUACACCGCCGACAUCUCCGAGAUCCCCAAGUGCAACUGCAAGCCGGCCGACGAGCGCCCGUGCGGCUUCGAGUCGGAGUGCCUGAACCGCAUGCUGCAGUACGAGUGUCACCCCCAGGUGUGUCCCAGCGGGGAGCGCUGCUGCAACCAGGACUUCACCAAGCGCCUUUAUCCAGACACCAAGAUCAUCAAGACCCCAGGCAAGGGCUGGGGGCUGAUCGCCCUGAGAGACAUCAAGAAGGGUGAGUUUGUGAACGAGUACAUCGGGGAGCUGAUCGAUGAGGAGGAGUGCAGGGCCAGGAUCAAGUACGCCCACGAAAACAACAUCACCGACUUCUACAUGCUCACCAUCGACAAGGACCGAAUCAUUGACGCAGGCCCAAAAGGAAACUACUCCCGCUUCAUGAACCACAGCUGCCAGCCCAACUGUGAGACUCAGAAGUGGACUGUGAACGGAGACACCCGCGUUGGCCUGUUCGCAGUCUGCGACGUACCGGCAGGAACAGAGCUGACCUUUAACUACAACCUGGACUGCCUCGGCAACGAGAAAACCAUCUGCCGCUGCGGCGCUCCCAACUGCAGCGGCUUCCUCGGGGAUCGGCCCAAGAACUCAAACGGCCACACGGAGCCAAAGGGAAAGCGCUUUAAGAGGAAGUACAGGAGGAGGAAAAGCGAGGGAAAGAAGAAGUCCGAAGACGAGUGUUUUCGCUGUGGAGACGGAGGGCAGCUGGUGCUCUGCGACAAGAAGAACUGCACCAAAGCUUACCACCUGUCCUGCCUGAACCUCACCAAACGACCAUUUGGCCGCUGGGACUGCCCCUGGCAUCACUGUGACGUCUGCGGGAAAAACUCGGAGGCCUUCUGCCAGCUCUGCCCCAACUCCUUCUGCAGGGCCCACCAGGAGGGGGCGCUGCGCCCCGGGGCCGCGGCGGGAGAGCUCUGCUGCGGCGAGCACGACGACACGGAGAGAGGAGCCGGCCAGGCCCGGACUGCCGGCUCAGAGUCCACCGGCGCCGCCGCCGGCCGCUCCAAAGGCUGCAGGAAGGCGGACGGAGCGGAGAGCAGAACCAAAGGCUCUAAGAGGAAAGCACCGGAAGCCUAACCCGACCCGAAGAGGGGCCCUCCUCCACAGCAACAGUAUGCCGCCACACAAACAGAGGCACCGUACGUAUUCAUCAUCAGGGAAUGGUGCUGACCUCUCACACGCUCAGCAUUGACCUUUAGCCUCCUCCUUUUUUUAUUUUUUUUACUUUUUGAACAUUUUCAGGUUUUCUUGUACUAGUCUGCACUGACGUGAACGUCUGUGGUAAAGCACAAAAUCAGCUCGGGAAACGCCGCCCCCGGACUUCCCACCGACCGAGCUGCAGCGUCAUAAUCACUCACUUCUGAUUAGUGUGGCCACAACUAGAAUCUCAGUCCAUUCAUUACCGCAAACAGCAGAACUCUAGGUGUUAUACAUCUGUUUUUUUAUAUGAGAAAAUUUUUUAAAAAAAACAAAACGAUGAAUGCUGUAAUAGCGUAAAAUGUGAGACAGGAUGCAGGUGGAUAGUCUUUUUUUUUUUUUUUGUAGAUCUACAAAUGUGCCAGAUGGAAGAUGGAGCAGCAGGACACUAUGGAUGGGCCUCUGGUCGUCUUGGUAGCCAUAGAUCAUGUAACUGUAGACAAGUUUUAAUUUUACAACCUGUUGUUUUGUUUUAGCUCACUUAUUUUAUUUAGAUUUUGUUUUUAAAUAGCAGCACUGGAAAUAAUAAAAAGAGAAGAAGAAAAAAAGAUCCUUUCCAGAAUAGCAGAGAUUGUGGAACAAAAUAAAGAGAACAAGAAGAAAACCUGUUAAACUGGUGUGAGAGGGAAACACUACAGGGAGCUCAAUGAAGGAACGAGAGCAGAACCAGAACCACAGUGUCACGGCGACGACCCACGGUGCUUUAACUCAUCCUGCUUCGGUCGUUUACAGACAAUACUCCCUUUGACCAUCAUCAUCAUCAUCAUCAUCAUUAUUAUCUCACAUCCUGAAACUGAGGGCGUUGUUGCCGUCGUCUGCUGAGAUUUCUGCUGUUGUAAAGAUUUGGGUCAGAAAACUUUUUAUUUUUCUUUAAUUAUUCCUCAGGAGGUUUUUAAGUCUGACGUUCUCUCUGACUACUGUUGAUACUGAAACACCGGCCCCUCGGGCUGAUGUGGUUUAUUAAAAAAAAAAAGAAAAGAACAAUUUCUUGAUUCACUAAUCAAAAUUGUGAAAGCAAAGCUGUUAACUGUUCUGUGGCGUCUCGUCCCGACUGUUUUGAGACUUCCUGUUUCCGCGCGUCGUCCUUCAGCACGACUUUCUGCGUUUUUCACAUUUUUCCUCCAGAUCCCGCAGACAUUUUUUUAACUGAUUUUUUUCAAACCUAAAGAUGAAUUACAUUUAGACGUUUUCAGAGGUUAAAGCGAAACUCUUCAGGUUCGGACCACAAGAUUAGAUCUGCUGGGAGUUUUUUCUGUAUUAAAUCCGGUUUUGUGUUUUGGAAAGGUUCCGGUAUCGGACUGAGUCUCGGUAUUCCUGGAAUUCCUGUCCAGUUGGUGCUCUGAGCCUUUCUGCCUUACUACUUGUUACCUUCCGUCGCUGGUCAAUCUGAACCUCUGGCCGUGCCGGAUUGUUGCGGACCGUAAAUCCAACGGCGUAUUGGGCCCGUUGUAGAUGGGCAGGGGGGAAAAACCCAGUACAUUUCUGCCAAAAAAAAUUUAUAUUAAUCCUGUUUUUUGGGAAAAGGGGCAAUUUUUGAGCUUGAAAAUCAAAUAUUUACGUCUUUUGGAAACUUUCUAAAGUUGAAAAUCUUCAACUUUUCUCUAGAAAGCUUGAGAUUACUUUGAUGAAAACUUUUUUUGCAAACGUUUGACUUCAACUUCUAAAAUGUACAAGUCUUUUUUUUUUUUUUUUUUUUUCCCUCAAAUUCCUGAGAUGAAUGUAGAAAUUUGAGUUUUUAUCUGGCAAGUUUUUGUCUCUUCAAACUAAGAAAUUUCAAAUUUUUCUUGAAAAUUAGAGUUUUGGCAGAAAUGUAACCUUUUUUUUUUUCUUUUCCCGUCUACAAUGGCCCUAACGUGCCGUCAUAGGUCAGAGCGUCUGAAAGUUUCCUUUGUACGUUGGACAGGAUUCUGACUUCUUUUUUUUUUCCCAGAGCUGGUUGGAGCCUUCAGACCAGUUUCAGAUCAUUAAGUUUAUCAUUAUUUCACGUUUAAUAUCUCUCCAAUACUUUUCAAUCUUGCCGAGGUUUCUUUUUUAUUUUUAUUUUUUUACACACACACAGUGCUUCCCAGAUUUAAAAGGAUGCCUUUUUGAAUUAGCUGCGCCUAUUUUGUCUUUAAUUUAUUUUUCACCCAAUGAGGCGAACGGGGAUUCAUCCACUGGGGCAGCGCGUCCGUUUCUUCUCGGUUCCAUCAUGCAUCCUAACCUUGUGUUGACUGAAUGUAGUCCAGCCAGUUGUUUUUCUAAUUUUUUCCCCCCUCUAUUAUUAUUUUAAUUUUUUUUUUUUGUAAGCACUGUAAUUCCCUGUAGAGCUGAAGUGUCAUGUGUGUAGAUGUUUCAUACUAUAACUACUGUCAUAGCAAACCAGAGACUAAUAUGUACAUAAUGUAUAAGUGGUAAUAGUGAUUCAUCUAUUGUAAAUAUCAUGCAAUUUCUUGACCCUUUUUUUUUUAUGCAGUGCUGAAACACUUGUGCAGGAUCUGUUAGUGAGUCAUGCAAUAAAGUGAUGGAACUAUUCA
Messenger RNA from Xiphophorus couchianus (Monterrey platyfish), 7500 nucleotides. It is a transcript of the gene nsd2, whose product is annotated as nuclear receptor binding SET domain protein 2. Gene Ontology annotation, cellular component: nucleus. Lineage: Eukaryota; Metazoa; Chordata; Actinopteri; Cyprinodontiformes; Poeciliidae. The record is from RefSeq and is a predicted model, not a curated record. Gene Ontology annotation, molecular function: histone methyltransferase activity; protein binding. Bases 959 to 4864 code for a protein of 1301 amino acids. The transcript is spliced from 23 exons.